UAAGCUUACUUCACUGCUCACGUGCUGAUCAAAUAUCCUUUCUACAUAAAUAAGAAGUUUAGAUUUUUUUCUAUUUUUUUAAUCAAGUAGUCAUAGAUAAACGCUAAAUUUUGACGAUCACUUUCGAAUUCUUUACUUGUGAAAACUGAAAGAUUCAAAACUUGAGAACAAAAUGGCUUCUGGAUCAAUUUUACAGGCGACGCCUGAUAAAAAGGCAAAAAAGAAAAAGAUCGUCAUUAUGGAGCCUAGCGAACAUGUAGUAUCAGAGAAAACUAAAGUAUAUCGCAAGUCAGUUUUUCCCGGAAUUCGCGAAAGUUUGGACAUGUCACUAAAUUCUCGUAGACAAUCCUCAACAGGUAAUUUACUAAGUAGCUUAAUGAGCUCAGGUUUCCCAUCGCUGCAAUCCAGACGAUGGACUAGCCGUCGCAGCACAAUGUAUAAGGCACCCCGGUUCCAGAACAACUAUCGUAUGGAAUCGCGCAAUCCAUUCGUCCGCGAGCGAGUUCAGUUGAUCGUCGAUCGAUAUCUCACUGCAUUCGUAGAGCAACACAAGUACAACCCGAGACGUGCCAAACGGUUAGCUGAAAAUUUGAGUGUUGAUCUUCGCGAUGUAGUGAAACGGUGCGGCUUCGAACGGUAUCGGAUAUUGGCGGUGGUGACUGUUGGCGAUAAAAACUCCCAGGAUUUCAAAUCAGUUAUGCGUUUCGUAUGGGAUGCCGACAAAGAUGGAUACGUGAAUGUUGCUUACGAAACCUCAACAUAUUUUAUAAUUGCCACAGUAUUUGCCGUAUAUUAUGAAUAGAAGUGUUUUAAACAAACUACAGAACAAAAAAUGUUAUGCAAAGCGUGCGGCGUUGCCACUGUCUCCCACUUAUAUGCUAAAAGAUGUAGGUAAUGAUAUUCUACGUGCAUACCAAAAUAUCCUCUUCUCAACUUUGGAAUAACCAUUUGAUUGUAUUGUAGCCGCAUGGAAUUUCGGAAUGGAUAAAAAAAUCACACUAUAUACCAUUCACAUAGUUAAUAUAUUUCACUAAGUCUUCAAGGUAAAUCUGAAUAAGUCUAUUAGUUAAAUUUUCCUUUAAUAUCUGAAUUUUGCACUGCAAAUCUAUUAGGUAUCAGAAUAGAUCUAUUGACUGGCCUACCAGGUUUCACUAGGUACAUGUGAGGAUUGCUUACGUCUAUCGAUGAGUUACACAAACUCCAUUUUUCUCGCACAGAAAACCAAAAAAAAUAACAA
Aedes albopictus (Asian tiger mosquito) is the source of this 1237-nucleotide messenger RNA. Its product is annotated as dynein light chain Tctex-type 5-B. Lineage: Eukaryota; Metazoa; Arthropoda; Insecta; Diptera; Culicidae. Gene Ontology annotation, molecular function: dynein intermediate chain binding. The record is from RefSeq and is a predicted model, not a curated record. The transcript has 5 exons. Gene Ontology annotation, cellular component: cytoplasm; cytoplasmic dynein complex. The coding region runs from base 173 to 802 and encodes 209 amino acids. Gene Ontology annotation, biological process: microtubule-based movement.